This is a messenger RNA of Oxyura jamaicensis (ruddy duck), 7041 nucleotides long. RefSeq names its product ST8 alpha-N-acetyl-neuraminide alpha-2,8-sialyltransferase 2 (gene ST8SIA2). The transcript is spliced from 7 exons. The coding region runs from base 3759 to 4928 and encodes 389 amino acids. Gene Ontology annotation, molecular function: alpha-N-acetylneuraminate alpha-2,8-sialyltransferase activity. NCBI's taxonomy places the organism in Eukaryota, Metazoa, Chordata, Aves, Anseriformes, Anatidae. Gene Ontology annotation, biological process: N-glycan processing; oligosaccharide metabolic process. The record is from RefSeq and is a predicted model, not a curated record.
CCGGAGCCAUGCCGCUGCCGUGCCGGGGCUGGACGCUGGCUUUGCUCACGCUGCUCGUCGGCUUCCUCAUCUUCGCCGACAUCUCCGAAAUCGAGGAGGAGGGCAGCGGUCCAGACCACACGCCUUUCCAUCCUGAUUACAACAGGAAUUAUAUCCUGCUCUUUGAAGUGAUGAACUGGAGGAUCAAAUAUCGCUGGCCUGCCCCGAAGCUUGUCAUCAAAUCGCCACGUUUCCCUUGUGUGCCCUUUUCUAACGCCUGCCUCUCGAAGUCUCAGGAGAGCCACAAAAAGGCUUCGCAUCCUCGGCGGUGGCUGAUGCGUUUGCUCUGAGUGGCCUGUAGCAUGCUACAGUCAUAACACUUCUUGUCAAGGCUGGUCCACCGACUAUAAACAUCCUGCUUAAGUCCUUUGGGCUGUGAUUUAUUGCGCCUGACCCGGAGUCAAAGACUUGCUCUACACCAGAAAGUUUUGCUGAAGAAAAGUGCCAUAUUCUACCAAUCCCGGCUUUUGUGCGCUCACACAGCAGGUGCGCAGGAACCAACAAUUACCUGGGUGGGUCUGGAGGAGGAAUGCCUCUCUGCAGCACAGAUCCCACAGACACCGAGUAACUGUUCAUGCAAAUCAAGUCCAUGGAGAGACCUUUGUACUUGUUGGGUAUGGCAAGGCUCUAACAAAAGCCCUGUGACGCAUGGGGCUGGAAAAUAAAAGCAAUGUUGGAGCACUGAUUUGAAUGAGGAAAUAUUUGGUGUAGGCUUUGAUUGCCACACGUCCGACAAUAACUCAAGCAGCCCAUUUCAGGUUGGCCGCAGAGCUCCCUUUGCUCCCUGUCAGAACUGCUGUGGCACAGAAAAGCCCCAUCUCCUGCUGAGCCGCAGGGGCUGGAGGGCAGGGGCAGCUGCCACAAAAUGAUGGGCAAAGCCUUCAUGCUGCUACCUAGGGAAGGUGAAGGGGAUGAAUCUUACCUUAUUUCCUCAAGCUGAGCUCCAAGGGGACAGCAGGAGCAGUGGUGCCUGCUGGAGGGAUGAGCGUCAGGAUGGGAAACAGCAGCAGGACCCUGAGCUAUCCGGUGGAGCAAAGCAAAAUCCAGCACCAGGAACAUAACCCGUCCCUCUGUGGGGUUUCCAUUACAGCUGGUGAAAACUUUGGUCCAGUCCUGCCUGUCUUCUGCUUGCAAGACCCUAAGGAGGGGAUUUCUGAGAUUGCCCAUGAGGGGAGCAAUGGCAGAAGCCCUUUGGCUGCUUCUCCAGCCAGCUCUCCUUGGGCACGGAGGUGCUGGAGCCACGGCCGGUCCCAGCUGCAACAGCCGGAGUGCUGAGGAGAGAAAAGCCACCCCAACAAGUGCUGCAAGUUUCACUUUCAUCCGGGUGGGCUUUCUUUGUCCCUUCACUAACCCUGCAAAUGCACCAUUUAAAUCUGGAAGGGAAUGGACACUGAUAAAAGGCUUGUCUUUUUUUUUUUUUUUCCUCUUGUAUUCUGUGCUCACAUGCCUGCAGCAGCCGUGGUUAUUUUGCUUGGACAUCUGUUCGUCUUUGCCUACCUGCAUGCCAAAUGUGCUUUAGAUCCUCCAGAAAAGCAUUUAACAGGAGCUCCUGUACCUUUCCCUGGGCUUCCCAGUUAUGAGUAUUUUGGUUUUUCAUCCCUAAGAGCAGAACUACUCAAAUACACGUACACGCACCAUUGCUAUAUAAAAAGUUGUUUCAAAGCCAGGCUUCCUCUAAUUGCCUCCAUCAUUUGCUUUCCUUGGGUCUGGGUCACCUUCAGCAGCAAGAAAUAAACCCAAACCACAAUAUUAGACAGUAAUUAUUUUGCCUUUUCCCUGCUGUCCUUCCCCAGCUGCCUCUGGAAACCAGGGAAUUCCCUGUCCCAGCAAAUUCACUGUGGGAGCAGACUUUGAAGUGUCCUUCAGCAAACACCAGGCUGGUGUCAGCAGCUCUGCCCAUCGCAAUUCAAUAGCAAGGAAAACAAAAAAAAAAAGGAGGGGGGGGGAGCAUACUUACAGCUCUGUCUUUGUGCUCCCACUGUAAAUCUGAACAAGUCCUUUGCCUUGGCUAAGCAGCAGCCUUGGUGGUGGUGGCCGUGGGAGAAGCAUCCUCAACAGCAGCACUGCUGGCACGCCGACUUCUCUGGUCUUGCUAUUGACCGUACACAGGUUUCUUGUUUGCAUGGUGUUCGAUUCAUCGAGCUGGUUGCCUGUUUACGGGGUCAGCUCUUUCCAAAAUUAAGCACUGGACUCUUGCUUGUUGCUACUGCAAAUAAAGUCCUUGUCAUUGCAUACAGAAACCCACGGGAAUAGCACAAACAAACCAACAAAAAACCACCAGGCUGGCCAACUGCAUGCUGAGCAUCCUAUCCCUGCCUGCCAAGCACUCUCCAUAUGCAGGGCUGCUUUUAAAAGCACGUAUUAUCACCGUCACAACAAGGUUUUGCCAUGCUCUCAUGGCCUCCCUCACUCCCACAGCAUCGCAGCAUCUCCAGCCGAGGGAUGGUUUCCCACCACCGUCCGUCACCUCUGACCCAGGUGUCACCAUCAUCCUUGGGAACAUCAGCCAGCAGCUACAGCUGGGGACAUGUUUCCCCUGCUAAGGUUAAGCGUUGUCAUCAGAUAUCCCCUGCACCUUCUCAGAAGCACACUCGACUGUCGCCCAACAGCUGCUCGCUAGGUAAUUAAACUUCUUCCUGCUGCUGCCUGGAUCUCCACUGCGUGGCUUUGUGAGCCAGGGGAGGGGAGAGGAGGCUGAGCUCUGAAACAACCAACAUUUUUUCAAUGUGUGACAUCUGGACACCAUCCUCAGGGGAAUAAGUCCUUGCAUAGGUGGCUCAUUUGCUGGGGAAUGCCUCUGAUGGUGAGCAAACGGCUCGGGUGGUUGCUGACCAUGGGGUGCAGCUCUCACCUGGGAGCUUCUGGUACCUGACAUCAUGUUGAGGAUGCUCAUACAGAAAAACUGCACCAAGAGGACAUCGCUGCCCAGGAGAGGUCCUCAGCAGCCACGCUGACAAUGGAAAAAGAAAAACGUGAGACCCUGAGUAUCCCAAUGAGCCUGGGGACCCUCAAUCAUUUCCCAGGGUAUGCAGCACCCACGAUGCUACAAGAGCCCCUGGGAUUUCUGCCUUUUAGGACAAGGAUGCUCAGGAAGACAGAAUCUGCUGCAAGACUAAUGCUCUACUGCUUGUGCUCUCUGAUAGCUCUGCUCAGUUGGCUGAAAAAAUGAUCGUGGGAAGAACAUACAGUGUAGACAUGGUUUUUAAGUAGUGACACAUUUGUCUCUCUCAGCUCUUUGCUAGGUCUUCCCUGGACUCUUGGUUUUUUGCCUUCUCCCUUCCAGAAGUGGAAAAUUAAAUCCACAGACAACACCCCUGUCCCAAGCCCCUUUCUGGAUGCUUAUAGCCUGCUUCAACGGCUGUUUCUUUGCUGGAUGUUUCACUAACACAGCCAAAGAAGCCGAGGGAAGGAAUAAGGCCUGCCGGUAUGCAGGAUGGGGAGAGGUGAAGCAUGUGACAUCUCAUCCCUGCGAGCAUGUGAGCAUUUUGUCUUUAGAGCAGCGAUAAAACAGAAGUGUCAUGGGGUAGCAGAGUCAAGCCGUGCUGACAUUGUGAGGAACGUGUGUGGAUGUGAGACCUGACACUCUACAGGUGCGAGAGAGGCAGAGCUUGCGAGCCCCGGACCCGCAGACCCUGGGGGGCAGCAGGGACCGUCAGCAUGCUGCCAGCAUCCUCCUGUCUCAAACAGCUCCUUCAGACACGGACUGGGAUUUAGUGGUGAUGCUCUGGUUACCCCAGCACCAAGGGAUCCCCAAGCAGCACCCCGGUCAUGUGCUGUGGGUGUCUGUCCGUUUGCUUCAUAUCCUUUCACCUUUGGAGCUGUGCCUUUCCUGCUGCUUCUGCACCGGUUUUGUCACGAGUUCUGGAGGCAGAGGUACAAUCAGAUCAGCUGUGAACAGCUUACAUAGCAAAUCUAAUAGAGCUGAAGUAGUAAUAAAUGACUCUUCGUCUCCAGCUGUUGUUGACAGAAGUAAUGAAAGCAUUAAGCACGACAUUAAACCAGCCUCAUCCAAAUGGAGACACAACCAGACACUCUCUUUGAAGAUCAGGAAACAGAUCUUGAAGUUCCUGGAUGCAGAGAAGGACAUCUCGGUGCUGAAGGGAACGCUGAAGCCGGGGGACAUCAUCCACUACGUCUUUGACAGGGACAGCACCAUGAAUGUCUCGCAGAACCUGUACGAGCUGCUGCCCCGCACCUCGCCCCUGAAGGGCAAGCAGUUCCCCUCCUGCGCCAUCGUGGGCAACUCGGGGGUCCUGCUCAGCAGCGGCUGCGGCCCCGAGAUCGAUGCACACAGCUUCGUCAUCAGGUGCAACCUGGCCCCCGUCCAGGAGUACUCGCAGGACGUGGGCAUGAAGACGGACCUGGUGACCAUGAACCCGUCGGUCAUCCAGCGAGCCUUCGAGGACCUGGUGAACGAGACGUGGCGGGAGAAGCUGCUGCAGCGCCUGCACAGCCUCAACGGCAGCAUCCUGUGGAUCCCAGCGUUCAUGGCCAAGGGGGGCAAGGAGCGCGUGGAGUGGGUGAACGAGCUCAUCCUGAAGCACCGCAUCAACGUCAGGACUGCCUACCCCUCGCUGCGCCUGCUGCAUGCUGUCCGAGGGUACUGGCUGACCAACAAGGUGCACAUCAAGCGACCCACCACCGGCCUCCUCAUGUACACCCUGGCCACUCGCUUCUGCAACCGCAUCCACCUCUACGGCUUCUGGCCCUUCCCCCUGGACCAGAACCAGCACCCGGUCAAGUACCACUACUACGACAGCCUCAAGUACGGCUACACCUCGCAGGCCAGCCCGCACACCAUGCCCUUGGAGUUCAAAGCCUUAAAGACUCUGCACCAGCAGGGAGCCUUGAAGCUGACUGUGGGGGAGUGUGACGGGGCCACCACGUAGGGCGGCCCCCGGCCGCGUUCCUGCAGGCUGCACAACCAGGGCAGGCCGGGGAGGGGGCGGAAAGGCCGAGUGCGGCCUGGUGGGGAUGGUUGUCUUUGUCAACGCGCAGAGCAGCGGCACAAAUACAUAUACGUGGUACCUAUAUAUAUUGACCUGAGUAUUAUAACUGUUUGGUGUUCACCAAGGAAGGGGCAGGAGAAGCGCGGGAGCAUCUGGAGUGGCCGGCCUGGGCGAGACCUCGCGUUCACUGGGCCGGGAGCGGGCGUUCGACAGACGUCCGAAGCGUGUGGUGGUGACCUUGGUUUUUGAGGGUAUGUUAGGUGAUGGGUAAACGUGAAGCCGUUUGUCGUGACUGGUCCGAGGUUGGUAGUUAGUUUGUUCGGCCAAGACCGCCUGGCGCACUGCAGCAAGGCACGUUCUUGGCUCCGUGCUCGUGGCGGGGAGGGAAGGGGCAGGGAGCGGGGUGGGCAGGGAAGGUUUGUUGGCGGCUCUCACAGCUGAGAAACACCCAGCGGGACCAGUCCCCUGCCAGCAGGGACCGGUGCCUGGCAGGGCAGCACACAGAUCUGAGCACAGCCUUUGGAGAGGCGAGGGAGAAGCCUCCAGGGCUGCAGUGUGGCCUCCAGGAGGCGGUGGAUGAGCUGGGUGGACAGUUAGGAGGAUGCUGAGGAUGAGUUUCCUCAUCCUUUCUUAAGGAGAGAUAUAGAAAGGAAGGAGCGGAGAUGCUGGAACAUGGCAGGAAGGUUUUUUGCUGCAAACCAACGCCAUUAGUAUUAAGUGUCUUACUGUGCCCCGGUCUAAGACACUCAACAUCUGCCAGGGCUCAUGAAAACCAUAAGUACAUCUAGCUCUUAAUUCCCAAAAGCUACCUGCUAAGCAGCCUGCCUUCUCUCCCCCUCCAAAAAUAACUGCUGAAAUAUUGGUGAUAGGCCUGAGACCCAGCCAAGCAGAAAGACCGCAGGACUUUAAGGGACUUUGUCAAGUCUAAAUAAUUUAUUUUCACUUCUCCGCAAGGAGCCAGCACACAGUGCUGCAUUACUGAAGUCCUGAUCUAUCCUUUCUUUUAAGCUCCAAUUAGUUGUUGUUCUGAACAGUUAAAUAGGAUGUCAGAUAGCUCUCAAUGGGAUGCUUGCGUAGUAAUGAACGUCAAAGAAAUAAUUAAUCUUUUCCCAUGCAUUUCUGAGAGUACCUAAAAUAUAAAAAGUUAUUACAACUGUGUUGGCUUUUCUCUAAAUUUUGCAUUCCUUUUUUUGAGGGAAGUAACUAGAUUGGUCUGAUUAGCUCAUUUAAUUUUCUGCUUCCACAACCUCCUUGAUUCAUCUCCUAAUUAGUGCUGGGUGCCAGAGUGCAGGUGAGUCCAGGGUUCAGCGAGUGCAAUUUGGGUUUAAUUUGUGUGCAAGCAAAUAAUGCACAGCCGAGCCCUGGGCAUGCGUCGCAAUGCUUUUGUGGUGAGGUUUCAGCACCUUUGUGCCUCCUCCUACUGCUGUGGUUUUUAAGUUGAAAAGUGUGCAUUUUGGGUCUGCAAUACUUGACAUUGUUUCUUUAAAAGCAGAGUGCUUCAGGUGGUAAAAGGAAGAGCUCUCUUUCAUGUUUUGGGAUGUAGACAGUAUGAUACCCGUAGGAACCUCCAGCCUGCUAAUUAGUGUCAGAUGAAGAUGCUGAAGAUUAAGGUGUAAGCAAUAUUAUAGUGGAUAAAAGUGGGCUAAUCUGCCGCCAGGGGGACGUUUCUUUCCAACUCCAGAAAGUGAUUUAUUUUAUGUAUGCUUUUUAAACCUGUUUUCUUUUUUUAAUUUUAUUUUUAUUGAGUUUAGUGACAGUAUAAAGUUAAAUCUGGCUGUGAACCUCAGCUUAAGCUGUUGAGGUUUCCUGAGACAGGAGGAGGCAAAGAGUGAAACUGCAAGGUGGAAGUCAUCUGCAGUGCCGAGGAGCAUCCCAUGAUUCAGGAGUGGUUGCUAAAUGGGAUAAUCCCUGGUUUGUCCUGGUACAGAGGAGGGAGAGAUGGGGAUGAAGCCACAGGACUGCUAAAGCCAACUGUUGUAUUGAGGGGCCUGGGCCACGGUACUGAUCGCUGUUAGCAAACCUUCUUUUUAAAUAAAAAUGCAAGAAAAUGAAA